Achroia grisella is the source of this 6465-nucleotide messenger RNA. RefSeq names its product protein TANC2 (gene rols). The coding region runs from base 101 to 4741 and encodes 1546 amino acids. Gene Ontology annotation, molecular function: protein binding. The record is from RefSeq and is a predicted model, not a curated record. The transcript is spliced from 16 exons. NCBI's taxonomy places the organism in Eukaryota, Metazoa, Arthropoda, Insecta, Lepidoptera, Pyralidae.
ACCCUGACCUCGACCACACCUCGAACUGAAAAAAUUCCAAUAUAAUAGUCAUAAUUAUAAAGUUCCUAAAAUAAUCUCUAGUGAUAGUUAGGAUAUAAAAAUGUAUAGUUCGAACGAAUUCUUACAUAGUGCCGGUGUUAGCCGUCACAUGGAAGCGACGGGUGAAACUCCCACCCAGAAAACUAGCAUGAAACGUCGCUCAUGCGAAGUCCCUUUAGGGGAUAUAUCUUCGAAUAACUUUAAAGUAUCCCUAGGAGAUAUAUCGACUAUAAAUGAUGCCCCAAAUUAUGACUGUAGGUCCCUUCGCUCAGUCAAAUCCGAGGAUACUAGAUCCUUACGAUACAGACCUAUAGAUAGUAGAAGUGUUAAAAAUUUUCGAUCGUCCCUAGCUGAUAUUUCCACGUGUUCGUUAUCGCGGCCCCCUAGUUACGAUCAGCUGUCCAGGAGGUCGAUAGUCGAAGGUCCGGAUGCUCAAGGAAUAACGUCCAGCAUCGAAGGCGUGCUGUGGUCAGAUGAAGAAGAAAAUGAAUACUUCUACCAUGAGAAUAUUACAACUGCUUGGAAUCAAGACCUGGCGGCAAUACGACAGCUACUCGAGAGCGAGACGGGAGGCACGACCUGUCCAAGUUGUAACAUGCCCUUUGACAAGGGCAAAAAGAGAAAGCUGAUCGACACUUGCGGACAUGAACGCUGCUACUCCUGCAUGUUUAGGAACGAAGCGUGCCCUUUAUGUGCCAGAAAAAGACAGGGUAGACAGCAAGUAAUGGAUCGAUAUACACCAUCUCCACAAAGACAAGACCAAGAUUGGCAGUCGCCGCUCCGAUUGCCAAAACCUCCAAAACAACCCACCAAUCUCACACAGAGCUGCCCCACACCGCCUCACACGAGAAAGAGAUUCUUUCUUAGCCCCAAAUCCCUGCGCAGUCCAUUUGGGCUGCGAUCCUCCCGGCAUUCUCACGAGAACCACGUGCCUCUAUCUGGAUUGCCAGAGGAAGGCCCAAGAACAGCGGCGUGGCCGAGCAUGGUCUUCAAUAAGAUCAGAUCGCUCUGGUCGGCGCACUCGUCAGUGCCACAAGGGCUCAACCAGUUAGCAGAUGAUGAAGGCGGCCACAUCAAGCAGGGCUACGAGUCAAGAAGGCAGAAUGACCUGUACAUGCGGCUCGGACUCUUGCUCGGCGAGCGGCGCGGUGCUCGCAAUAAAGCUCGAGAUAGCUGUACCUCACUUGCCUCACUCGACGCGCAUACACUUGCCUCACAUAACACUAGCCCGGUAUCUACCCUGACAGGGUCGUCGGAAGUCGAUGUGGUGACACCGUUAGGUCGGGACUCUCUCGGCUCCCUGGCAUCCAUGUCACUAUCUGCAGCUAGCAACUGCUCAUCAUCGAGCCCUGGCAGCAGACGGCAUUCCGUCAAUGCAUUGCAAAGUGCUCGCUCUGAAGAACUAACACGGAUGUCCAGUGGGUUCUUUAAGUCUAGAAAAACAGCGGCCAGGCGAUCUGCACGGGUCAGCAGUAAGCAAUCUUCAUCUUCUUCUGAAAUUAAGAAAGUAUACCCUUCACUACCACUUGCAUUACGACCAUUGUUCUUCGAAGUUCCAUCAACAGACAGCAACGCCUACUUCUGCGGCCGUCAGUGGCUGGUCAGGGAUAUGGAGAAAGCACUGGAAUCCAGCACAUCAGGAAUCCUUAUAUCCGGUACCCCAGGAACAGGCAAAACGGCGUUUAUAUUACAACUAGUUGAGUAUUCAUGCUUCGGUCGAAAAAGGAACUAUGAAUACGAGGAGUUACGAGAACAAUGUGAUAUCAGAGAGUUGUUACCUGAAGAAGUCACCGCUACGAUGUUUACACGACUCGCUUCUAAUGUUGUGGCCUAUCACUUCUGCCAGGCCGAUAAUAACAACACCUGUUUAGUAGGGGAGUUCGUUCACUCUCUCGCAGCACAACUAUGUCAAGCACCUAAGCUCCACGCAUACAGGGAAUAUAUCCUCAGUGAACCGCAUCUUACGGCUUGUCUAUCACUGAAAGAAUGUAUAGCUGAUCCAGACUUGGCUUUCAUGCGUGGUAUCAUAGAACCUCUUAUCAUAUUGAGGAAAAAUGGAAGCAUAGAAUCAGGCAACUGCAUUAUUUUAGUUGAUGGACUCUGUGAAGCUGAAUACCACAGACCAGAUCAUGGACACACUGUAGCUUCUUUCCUAGCUAAACAUGUCCCUGAGAUGCCUUCGUGGCUUAAAGUUGUAGUGACAGUCAGAACACAGUUUCUGGAAAUAAGCAGACAACUCCCGUAUACGAGACUAAGUUUAGAUGAGUCUGAUAAUGUACAUAAGGACCUUCUAGAAUAUUUCAAUACCAGAGUACAGGCAGCUCCUAUUAUUGAAACAAAUAUUAAAUGCUCAACAGGCAAAUCGGAAGGGGUUCACAAUUCUGUAAUGAAAUUCGCUCAAUACGUCCUACAUUUGAGCCAAGGAUCGUUUUUGUUCCUGAAAUUAAUUUUAGAUUUACUCGAAAGAAGUCACAUCGUCGUGAAAUCAACUAACUAUAAAGUAGUGCCAAUAUCGUUGGCCCAAAUAUUUUUAUUGCAAUUCAAUUUGAGAUUCCCCACUGUGCAGUCGUUUGAGAAAAUAACUCACAUAUUGAGCGUUUGUUUGGCAGCUCUCUAUCCACUAACUUUAGUCGAGAUAUACUAUUCGGUCAAUUCAUUAUUAGUUGACACGUUUCUGCCAUGGGAAGAAUUUUGCGACAGAUUUGAAUCCCUCACGGAUUUUCUUGUGAAGAGAAUCGACAACACGUAUAUGUUUUUCCAUCCGUCAUUCAGGGAAUGGUUGAUUCGUAGAGAAGAUAAUGAAAGCUCGAAGUUCCUUUGUGAUUUGAGAGCAGGACACUGUGGUAUUGCAUUUAGACUAUCCAGGGUACAAGCGCCGCUGGAUUCUGAAAAGACUAUGGAAUUAGGACAUCACAUUCUUAAAGCGCACAUGUACAGAAACAUGGGACCCGCUCAAUUAGGAUUAUGCCCGAGAGAUUUGCAAGCCAUGAUGGUGGCCACGAGUUCUGCAAAUGUUGGCGAAGCAAUAGCCAACAUGAGAAAUAUAUAUACGCCAAACGUAAAAGUAUCGCGACUAAUGCUCCUAGGUGGAGGUUCGCCUAAUCAAAUCACAGAGUGCCUUGGAAAUGCUCCCUUACUGUGCAUAUAUGCGUAUCAAGGCAUAAUUUCUAUGGUUGGAUUACUGAUUGAAUUUGGUGCCGAUCUAGAAAUGACCAAUUCUCAGGGUUGUACAGCGUUAUCUUUAGCUUGUCAAAGAGGGCACACUGAUGUUGCUAGAAGAUUAAUAGCUGCAGGUUCAUCUCUGAGUCACACAGACACAGCAGAACAAACUCCUCUAGUACAUGCAGCUAAGAAUGGACAUCGAGACACAGUAAUUUAUCUCCUUGGUUGUCAAACUGGGAGAGACGACAGGAACUCUUUAGAUAUCGACGGGAGUAUCGAACAACUAGUUCCAGGGUCGAGACAUGCUCUGAUCGCUGCAGCCCAAAAUGGUCACUUAGACAUUGUGGAGUAUCUUCUAGAUACUGCAGAAUUAAAUCCUGAUGGUAUAUGCCCUGUUACGGGUGAGACAGCUCUCACAGCUGCAUGUUCUACUGGAAAUAUUGCAAUUGCUGAUGCUCUUCUAAUUAGAGGAGCAACUCCAUAUUCCUUAAAUGCUAGAGAAAUGUCGCCACUAGCAUUAGCUGCUAAAAACGGAAGGUCAACUCUUGUAUUGAGGCUUUUAGACUCUGGAGCAGAUGUGAUGGGGUCUGAUGGAAAGAUCCCUCUAAUAUUGGCCGCAGCGGAAGGGCAUGUGGAUGUUGUGGAGAUUUUAUUAGAUCAUGGUGCUGACCCGGAGGCAACAGACAGCGAUGGAAUAUGUUCUCUAGGAUGGGCGUGCCUUCGAUCUCGAAUACAAACUAUGGUUACACUAUUAGACAGAGGCGCCAGUAUCGAUCAACCCGACAAUAGUGGGCGUACUCCAUUAGGAUUGGCAUGCGGUGGACCAGCAGAUCUAGUUGAAAUACUAUUGGAGCGAGGAGCAUCGCUGGAGAAAACAGACCACAGCGGACUGAGGCCUUUAGAUAGAGCUAUUGGUCAGAGAAAUGUUCAUGUGGUCAAUUGCUUCCUGAAAAAGGGUGCCAAACUUGGUCCUACGACGUGGGUGAUGGCGUCAGGCAAACCAGAAUUUAUGCUAAUAUUGCUGAAUAAGUUGUUAGAAGACGGCAACAUGUUAUACCGGAAGAACCGUCCAUCGGAAGCAGCACAUCGUUAUCAGUAUGCCCUGAAGAAGAUUAACCCACUGAUAAGUGACGAAGGGCAAAGCACACCAGCCACACAGCCGGUGCCUCAUGAACACGUAUCUGCUUUUGUACAAUUGAAGACGAAUCUGUUGUUAAAUUUGUCGAGAUGUAAAAGGAAAUUAAACGAACCAUCCGAAGCGUUAGACUUCGCAGCGCGUGCUUCCGUCCUACGGCCUAAUGCUUUUGAAUGCGCAUACGCAAUGGCCCGAGCUAUCCUCGCUCUGAACAAACCCUCGGAGGCUCUCCCCCACGCCAGACGGGCCUUAGUUCUAGCACCUUCCACAGACUUAUCAGCUAUCAGGACACUGAAGGCUUUACAGCAAGAAAUACUAACGAGAAUCAACACGGGCUCUCACAGUUUAAGCGUUGAAACAAGAUCUAUGAGAAAUUAUGACACGAUAAGUCUAAAUUUGCCGUAAAUAUAGUUUGUAUAUUUCGACUACGAUUUAUUAUGAAUUUUAUAAUAAAUAUAAUAAGGUAUAACGAAAACUACUUUUGUAACUGGUUUUACAAAAACAAUAUAUGAAAUUGUAAGAAAGAAAAAUUAAGAAUGAUUCUACUAUAGAGUAUAUACUAUAGAGCUCUCAUUUUUUCUAUUAUAAAUUUUCCAUAUAUAGACUAUUUGUAAAUGGAUAGAAAAUACGUAUAUAAGGACUAUUUUAACUUUUUUUUAUAUAUUGAGUGAUGUGUUAACUUCGGUAAAUAGUAUUAUAUGACUUUAUAGCUUCUUAAAUAGUAAAGUAUAAAAAAUACUUUGUAUAAAUACUUUUAUAUGCAUUAUAAAAUAUAUACUACGAUACUUUUAAAAAGCAGUCUUUUUAAGUAAUUUAAUUUGUGGACAGUGAUAUUUUUGUCAUGCGAUUAAAUGACAUUAUAAGUAAUAUUGUAAAUAAUUGUAAUUCUGUCUUACUACAGCUGUAAUGUACAGUUACAAGUUUUUUUUACACAUAAUGCCUCGAAUAUUGUUUUUUAUUCGUUUCUAAAUUUACUUGCCAUUUUGUUUUAUUUUAGAUUCACAAUACCUUCAAACAGUGCCUUGCUUUAACAUGUUUAAUGUAUGAGGUAUUCAGUUUUUGUUGUUGUUUUAUUUUUAAUAAGGUUUUGAGUUAAACUCAUGUAUGUGCCCAUUUCCUUGCUUUAAUUUAUUGAGUCUUUAAGAAAAUUACUUAUUAAAUCUAAAAAGUAUGAGAGUUUGAAGAGAAAUUUUGUUUUGUAAGCGAUAUUAUGCCUAUAUUUUUAAACAUAUAAACGUAUAAAGUGUGAUGUAUGAAAACUUAUUGAAAUUUAUUUAUUUAUGGUUUCCAAUUUUAGCUAUAGACAAAAAUUUUAAAAUAUAAAAAAAAAUUGGUAAAAUUUCUAUUAUGUCAUAAGUGUCUUACAUAGCGUUAGUUAUACAAUCUACUUGCAUAUAAUUUUACACGAUCUAUGAUUGUGUUCCAUAGCGGAAGAAAUAAAAAAUCUAUAGUUUUGGCUAUUGCAGAUUGUAUGUUUUAUUACAAUCUGUGGAAAAAAUACAGCAUUCUAAAUUCAAAUUGAAAUACAAUGCGAGUCUAUAUAUUUGAAUUAAAAUUAACCUGAAUAUUAAAAUUAUGAACAAUUAUUAUUAUAUUUGCAUAUUAAUGACAUUUAUGACAUAAUACGACAUUGUUAACACUGUUUUCUCUCAUUCUGAGCACUACAUCCAAGAUGGUCAAUUCGUAUGAGAUGGCAAAGACUGAUGGAAUAAAAUUUUCUGACAUUUAAAAUGCACUUGUAGCUAUAAACUAAAUUGGUACAGAUAUAUUAUGCUCAUACAAAAGUAUAUAUAUACUCCAGCAUUUAAAAUAAACCUAUUUCAAUGUUUUGUCCUUUUCUUUCGAUUAUUUUGCUUAAUUCGAAAGACAGUGAUAAAACACUAUAAAAUACAAUAAAUUUGCUUAAUGCUUUAUUUUUUUAACAUGUGAGUUAGUGAACAAAGGUACUCGUACAUACAGCUUUAAACAUGGUCAUAGACAAUGAUUUGUCAACGUUAAAUAUGCUUUCGAAUGAGCAGAUAUGUCGGUACCGUUAUAUUUAAGUACAGUAAUAGUUACAGAGACAGUAGAACUUGUUUAUUAUUUUAAAAUUUACAUACUAUAGUAAAUAAAAAAUCAUAUUGCUUCAA